Molecule: messenger RNA, 4277 nt
Organism: Seminavis robusta
Lineage: Eukaryota; Bacillariophyta; Bacillariophyceae; Naviculales; Naviculaceae
Source: the annotation of a GenBank genome assembly
CGAUCUGGUCCGCCAUUUAUUUAUUCCUUUCAGUCGAUCCACACCAUGCUUCCUCUAUUUCUCGUCGGCAGUGUGGUAUUGUCGUUUGUGAUAUUGGCCACCAUGCCCAACAACAACAACAACAGCAUCACUUCCCCAUUCCAAGUGCCUCAAAUGAAUGGUCCUCCGAAAUGGCUGUCGAAAGAAAAGUACAUUUUUCUGUUUGUGUUGCUAUUUGUCUUUUUGGAUCAUUUUUAUUUGCGACAGGAAAUGAUGUUUUUUGGAACGGCGGCCAAGGGGAUGCUAGAGAAUCAACAGGAAACUUCUGCCAAUCAUACUACUAGUACUAUUAGUAGUAGUAGUAUUCAUACCAUUCCUACAGAAGAACGAAUGAUGGAGCAAUCGUCACCAGCAGAACAAGAACAACAAGGUGUGAGUGUUACAGCCGAUGACGGUGAGCAACAGCAACAACCACAACCACAAGAAGAAGAACUCCAGAAACAAGCGGCAGCUGCCAAGGAACGAGAAGAGCAACAAAAAGCCAAGAAAUUGCGUCAGAAAAAAGAAAAGAAGGAACGUGCCAAGGCGGUUGAACAAGCACGCAUCAAGGAAGAGGCAGAAGCACUGCGCAAAAAACAAGAGGAAGAAGCAGCGGCGCUUCAGAGACAACAGGAAGAAGAAGCUGCCCGUCAGAAACAACUAGAAGAACAAGCGGCACUCCAGAAACAACAAGAAGAAGAAGCCAAAGAAAAGGCCGAAAAAUUGCGACGAAAACAGGAAAAGAAAGAACGAGCCAAACAACAACAACAAGCUGAAUUGGAACAACAAGCAGAAUUAAAGAAAAAGCAGCAAGAAGAAGAAGAAGCACUCCAAAAACAGCAACAAGAAGAGGAGGAAGCCGCCAAGCUGAAGAAACAGGAAACACCGCGACAAAAGCAACAACGAGAAAAACGAGAACGGAAAGCCAGAAAACAGCAAUCUCCAGCAACAGCCACUGUCGAAGUACCCAAAACUACUACUACACUACCACCCCUGCAUCCACCCCUCGCGGGCAAUUACAAGGCAUCCAAUGGUACUUUUGAUUAUAUCGAUCUCGAACGCAAAUUCUACCAACGCCACUACGAUAUGCUGCACAACACGAAUCGCAAAGAUUACAUGGUCUGGGAUGCCCGGGCUAGCUUUGAAUCUUUUUUCAAUCUCGUCAAUGCCUACAAAAUCACCAAACGCGAUUUGGAAUAUCACAUUGAGCAAAAACAAGUGGGCGACACAAGUAAAGGUCCACUACAAGGCAAUCACAAUGACAAUCGCAUCGUCUUUUUCCCCAAACACAUGGACAGUCUCUGUCAAGCCACACUCAUUUUCAAUCAAUAUCGAGAUGCUACUGCUAACAACAGUAAACCGUGGCCCCAUGUCCUCUUGUUUGGAUUGCACGAAGAUCACGGUGGACUGUCGUCCAAAAUACCCGGUGAGACGACCGGAUUUGGUCGUGACAAGCACUGGCGGAAAAUGGGAUGUACCGUACCCGAAAUUCGACGCUAUCUCAAUCACAACGAUACACUGGCGGCCAUUACCAGUCAAUGGCACUACAACUUUGACAAUCACAAGACUCAUUCCAUUGCAUUAGGAAUGCGGUUUCAAACCCAAGCAGAAGCCGCCUAUAAAAUCACGCAACAGCAACAAGCACCCGUGGAAAAACAACCCAAUGCGACCCGUCCGCGACCGCUCAUGCUCAAUUUCAAUGUCCGCGCGGGACUCCGACAAGAAGCCAUGGCGGCCGUCGAACGCAACUUUCGUGGGAGUGGGAUUAGUACCAAACAAACGUGGGGAGGAAGUCCCAAGCGGGCCAUGGAAAACUAUUUUGAACAGUUGGCUUCUUCCAGGUUUAUACUGAGUCCAGGAGGCGCCGGAUUCGAUUGUUAUCGGAAUUGGGAAGCUCUGUUCAUGGGGACAAUUCCCAUUUUGGAAAUGGCUGGACGGACUCACGAUGGAUGGUUGCGAUCCUUUACCGAUCUGCCCGUUCUAGUGUUGAAUCGAUAUCACGAAUUGACACCGCAAGUGCUAGAGGAAAAGUAUAGACAAGUACUACAGCAUUGGGACAGCUACAAUUGGGAAAAGUUGACCAAGCAUUGGUGGCCAUUGUGGGUGUACAGAUUCUUGGAAGACAACAAUUUGCCAGUCUUUGAGAAACCAAAAGAACUAUUGAAGUAUCAAUAAUCAUCAAUCAUAACUUGGUUAGACUUGCCAGCAGGGAAAGGAUCGAGCAAGGCAUAGCAAGAGACAACGUCAGAGGGCGUGUGAUCAAACCAAUGCAAAUGUUUAUAACGUUUUUCUGUUUGUGUAUCCCUCAGCCAUGCGUCUCGAGUAUUAUUUGCUGUAGCCUGCUGAUCCCGUUCUCCAUCCAUGCGUGGGUGCACGGAGUUUGGCAUCGAGUUGACCCAGCCGUGCCGCCAAGGCAGUCGACAGCCCCAAAGUGAAGGAUCUUCCCUCACCGUGCAUGAUCAUGAGUAACCACAGCAGAUCCCAGUCUUCGUCUCCAGGCGACUACUUACUUGAAUGGGGAACACGUCAACCAACCAUUCCGGCAUCAGAACCAAGGCGCUCACAAGUGAUUGGUUUGAUUGGAUUCGUACAAUCCAAUUCGCUCGUCAAAGCCCUCCAUGGCUGGCUGUUUCCGCUCUCACUUUGGUAUCAUUCUGCUGGGGUGUGGAAAUGAGUAAACAUCGCUUUUGUCUCUAUUAGAUCUCUCAGGUCGAAAGGAGCUGACGGCAAUCUCAAGCAAAGUAAAACCACGUAGCCCACGGCGCCGCCAACACGAACAGCCAAAGCACCAUGGGGGCGUGGGCUCUGGUGUUGGGCCAGGAGUUGGUGGUGGUGUAGGAGGAGGGGUUGGCUCUGGUGUUGAGUUGGAUGAUGAUGAGACAAUCACAACGACCAAAUCAAGACGACACCAAAUAGGUGGUGUUAUAGGUGGAUUUGUGGGAUGAUUUGUUGGUUGGGCUGUGGGAUGAUUGGUUGGUGGAGCCGCAGGAAGUGUAGUAGGAUGAUUCGUCUUGAGCCCAACCAGCCCAAGAGACCAAGAAGAAGACUGGAACCAUGGCUUUGGUACGUCAAGAGAGAGAAGAAGUGCAAGACUUAAGCUACCUACGAGUGAACUUUCGAGCUGGACGCCACAACCAGCCAACCAGACCAAGGGCCACGGCACGGAGAGAAGGAACCAGCCAACCGACCAAGGGUAGGGACAAGGCCAAGGGCCACAGAGCACCAAGGUAGCCAAUGGGUUUUUCUGUUCGUAUGGGUGCUUGCUGUAGUUGAGAGGCAGGGUGAAACAAAGUCCGGAAGGGGACCGUUGCAAUCAGGAGAGCACAGCGUUGACAUUGGUGGUGGUGUGGGGAGCUCUGGUUGGAGGGGGUGUUGGACCAGGGGGUGGUGGAGGUGUUGGUGGUGGAGUUGUACGUACCUGAACAAUUCGAGUUCGGACUGUUGCUGCUCUUGUACAAAGGCAACGGCUGACCGACUCUCGUGCUAUUCGAUUGCAGUCGUGUGAUUGCCGCUCUGGUAGAUGAAUGCUCGCUGCGUGGUGGUCUUCGAUUUCAGUUCCGAGGCAGCGCCUGGAACAAGAAGAGGUUAGACUUGAGCUGAGUACAAAAAGCAAUGAAGAUUGUUGGCAGAGGCUGGGUCCUUCAUGGAGUGAAGAGGUCUUGGGUUGCCACUUGGAGGAGGCGGCGCCGUGGUGGAAGACGCGUGCGUGCUGGCAACGGCUGGGAAAGUUGUUGGAGAAAGGAAGCUUUUUGGCAAAAGCAAGACGUAUCGACAUGUUUCGGCCGCCCAUGGUAAUUACCUUCGCACCCUUCAAACUCACCGCAACAGACUCAAGCAACUCAAGACACCAGCAACUCAACUUCUCAUUCACGUUCUUGUAGAGCUAGUAAUUCUUGGAUUUCCCUUUCUAUGAGGGCGCAGCUUGUAGGGAAUCGGUGUACUAGUAAACUAGAGCAGAUCAUAGAGAAGCAAAGGAAGGAAACCUGCAAAUAAUUCUAGUACCAUAGUUGGAAGAACACUAUAGGCCGGCGCUGGGAGGUUCAGCAUGGGGAGUGUGGAACAGGCAUGAAAGAAGAUUAUGAUGAGGGGAAGAGGAGGAUGAGAUGACGUACAAUCUAGCAAAGACAAUCCACUGCAAAAGAACGAUCUCCUACGAGACCACAGGGCAGGGUGUGGAUUGCUGGCAAAUGGCCAGCCACCCACUACUGAUCAUGGACUACAAAUAAUGGUGAGCUGCUCAUAAAAGACUGCAAGCAAAU